Messenger RNA from Lobosporangium transversale, 867 nucleotides. RefSeq names its product rab-GTPase-TBC domain-domain-containing protein. The transcript is spliced from 2 exons. Lineage: Eukaryota; Fungi; Mortierellomycota; Mortierellomycetes; Mortierellales; Mortierellaceae. The record is from RefSeq and is a predicted model, not a curated record. The annotation marks the transcript as partial.
AUGAGGAAGCAAAGGGACUACAUUCGAAUGAGCGAGAGCAAAUGGCUCUAUGCCCUUGCUCAUCUGCAGCCUGAUCAAGUCAAGAAGUCGAGCAAGUAUAAAAAGCUUGCCAGACGAGGAGUGCCUACAUCGGUUCGUGGACGUGUAUGGCAAUUCCUAGCCAAUUCACAUCACUACCAUGUCCCAGGGCUAUUCCAAGAGCUGCAGACAAGAGGGCAUAUUCCUAUUCAUGACGUCAUUGCUCGAGAUGUCAACCGCUGCUAUCCAGACCAUGUUCAUUUCCGGGAUGGUAUGGGAGGAACAGGUCAAGAAGAUCUCCAUUCGAUUUUGAAGGCCUACGCUCACUACAAGCCCAGUGUGGGUUACUGUCAAGGAAUGGGUCGUCUUGUGGGAAUGAUGCUGAUGCAAAUGCCUGUCGAAGAGGCAUUCUGGCUCCUAGUCGCAACCAUUGAGAACUACUUGAACGAGUACUUUACGCCCAAUUUACGGCAGCUCCGGAUUGAUGCAGGGGUUUUUGAACGUUUGCUUGAAAUACAGGAUUCACGACUAGCACAGCACCUAAAGAAGAACGAGAUGUCCCCCAUCAUGUAUAUGACACAAUGGUUUCUGCCGCUCUUCACAAUGUCACUUCCCUGGGCGUCUGUCCUGAGAGUCUGGGAUGUGUUUUAUUUCGAUGGCGUCAAAACCUUGUUCAGAGUGGCUUUGGCGGUGUUAAGGAUCUGUCGAAGGCACCUCUUGGACAAUUGUCCGUCGACAUCGGAGUGUAUGGAUUUCCUUUUACAUGUACCACUUGAGAUAUUGGGGCCAGAAGUGUUAUUGGAUAAGACUGCAUACAGGAUUCGACUUAGGAGAGAGGAUAUUGAGAAG